AUGAAAACGGUAACUGGCUUUGGCAAGUGUUAUGAAAUGCUUGUUAAAGAAUUUAUUGUGAAUAUCUCUAAGGAAUGUGAUAACAAGCGGAACAAGGAAUUUAGAAAAGUAUAUGUUAGAGGAAGAUGUGUGGACUUUUCUCCUGAAAUAAUAAAUAGGUUUUUAGGCAGAAAUGAAGAAGAACAAGCUGAACUAGAAGUCUCUGACAAUGUUAUUUGCAGAGAAAUUACUGCUAAAAAAGUAAAGGAAUGGACAAGGAAAGGGAAGCUGUCUGCAAGUGCCUUGAGUGUGAAGUAUGUUGUACUUCACAUAAUUGGGGUUGUUAAUUGGGUUCCAACCAAUCACACUUCCAACAUUGCUACAGAACUUGAUGUCAAUAGCUUUUCCCUCAUUGAUCUGUGUGGUGUUAUUCUGAGUCAACACCCAAGUAUCUCAAUCAGUUUUGACAACAUCUACAAAAGGCACCCUCCUCUCUCAUUACAUUAUAGGUUGUUCAUUGGGAAACAUGUUCCAGACAUUCUCUUGACAUCUGGACAAACAUCUUCAAGGCCUACUACUAGAACAAGCAUCCUUACUGAGCUAAAAGAUACCUGCAAGACCUUGGAUGAAACUAUCAAAAGUUGUACUGAGAGGAAAAGCAAGAUUGAAAUGUUGAUAAAAUCCUUGCAUGAAGAAGAAAGAAGUUUGAAAGGUGAUGGAACAUGUGAAAAAUAG
Molecule: messenger RNA, 714 nt
Organism: Lathyrus oleraceus (garden pea)
Lineage: Eukaryota; Viridiplantae; Streptophyta; Magnoliopsida; Fabales; Fabaceae
Exons: 2
Coding region: 1-714 (237 amino acids)
Source: RefSeq, a predicted model, not a curated record